GCAGAAUGCAAACUUCAGGUCUCGUUCGUAUUGUAAGAGUUGACCAUGAUUUUCGGAGGAGGUCAAAAAACCUGGUAGUAUUGUAGUGAUGUAUAGCAUGUUUCUAAUUAUUUCUGUGGCUCUGCAUGUCCUCCACUGGAAGUCCACAUGGAUAUUGCUAUAAUUAACGUUAAUUUCAUCUCUAGUUGGUGGUUUUCUGAAGCGCAAACGGUGUGAGUUGGCGUCAGCGAUGUGAUGUCUGUCUGUAUUGGUAUUAAUUGUGAAAUUUAUUCUGAUGAGUAUGAUGAGAAUACAGUCAACAUAAGCGUGCCAAAAUAUGUAAAAGAAGGAGAAAAUGUAACACUUCAUUGUGAGUUCCAUCCAAAUUCCAACAUAUUUUCUGUGAAAUGGUAUAAAAAAGGACUGGAAUUUUUCCGGUUUGAACCCAUGGGAAACCUGCCUAAAGUAUUUCUACUUCCUGGAAUUUCAGUUGAUAUAAAUAGCAGCUCAGUUAACAGUGUGGUCUUAAAAAAUGUACAAACCGAACUUACAAAUAGAUACAUGUGUGAGGUAACUUGGGAAGCUCCAUCAUUUUAUACUGUUUCGGAUUCAAAAAUGAUGUAUGUAAUUGGUGAACCAGAGAGUGAACUGGUUUUAACAGUCGCCACAAAAAAUACGAGUUUCGGAGCAUCAAUUAUACGAGCCGUUUGUACUACUCCCCCAUUGACAGUUCGUCCAAACUUUACAUGGUUUCUCAAUGGAGACCAGAGUUAUUAUGAAGCUUCUGACAUAAUCGAACGAAGUGGUGAUAAUUUAAACAAAUUUACAUCUUAUUUUAUUCGUCUAGUUAGUCAGGAAAUGUUUAUGUUCGACGAGGCAAAUUUGACAUGUGAAGCUCAAAUUGGAGAUAUCUACACAGCACAGAAGUCAAUAAUAUUGCAAAAUAGUAUUUACAGUGCGAUGAAUUAUUCUGAUACAGAAGAAUAUCCUGUAGCUGGAAGUCCAAGAACCAUCGCUAGUGUGAAUAUAUUUGGAGCAUUUUUGAUUUAUAAAUUAUUAUUGAGCUUUUAAAAGCAUUAUGGACUAAUCCAUUAUACAAUUUUAAUAAAAUUUAAAAGC
This is a messenger RNA of Diabrotica balteata, 1098 nucleotides long. NCBI's taxonomy places the organism in Eukaryota, Metazoa, Arthropoda, Insecta, Coleoptera, Chrysomelidae. The record is from the annotation of a GenBank genome assembly.